UUCUACGGAUAUGGCCGCGUAUCGGCAAUACAACACUGCAAUGUUUUGUAUAAUCAUUUUUUAAAAUGUAUAAAGUGUUUUUUUAUUAUAGUGACUAGUACUGACUAGCAGAUUGUGUAUAGUGCUGUGAUAUUUGUAAUGGAUAUAGACGAGAGCGAAAUAAGAGAUGCAAUCGAGAUGGUAGAGACUCUCCAGUCCAUGAUCGACGUUGCAGCUGAAAGACUCGAGGGUCUGAGGACGCAAUGCUCUACGAGCGCGGGGCUGACGCAGCAGGAGAUCCGGACGUUGGAGGGUAAGCUGCUGAAGCAUUUUGCGAAACAGCUGAAGAUCAAGGAGCGCUUCGAAGAAAUCCUUCCACAGUUGAAUGACAUACCAUGCCUGCGGCAGUGGCUGAGAGUAGUUGGGCUCAGCGAACAAGCCAUACAGCAAAUAUGCCUCCGAGUGUCAACACUGGAUUCUCUCCGAGACCGUUCGGAUUCCGAGCUACGCGGCUGGUUGGUGUCCGUGCGAGAGGAGGAAUGGAAACGACUGUGUCGAGCUAUGAACCGAUUGCGGGCUUAUACUGACGCGUUAAAUCGCGGCGAGGCGGAAGCGGAAAUCCAACUGUACUGGGAUUCCUGGGACCGGAACCGACAAGAAUGGGAGCGGACGAGACUAGAGUGGGAGCGGAGCCAGCAGUGGCGGGGGUCGCCGCGAGCCCGCAUGAGGCAGCGCGGCUCCGUGCCCAGCGACCCGGACAACACGCCGCGCAAAGCGACCCGGACAACACGCCGCGCAAAGGUGAGUGACCACAGGGGGCGACUGGAGUGGGAGCGGAGCCAGCAGUGGCGGGGGUCGCCGCGAGCCCGCAUGAGGCAGCGCGGCUCCGUGCCCAGCGACCCGGACAACACGCCGCGCAAAGCGACCCGGACAACACGCCGCGCAAAGGUGAGUGACCACAGGGGGCGACUGGAGUGGGAGCGGAGCCAGCAGUGGCGGGGGUCGCCGCGAGCCCGCAUGAGGCAGCGCGGCUCCGUGCCCAGCGACCCGGACAACACGCCGCGCAAAGCGACCCGGACAACACGCCGCGCAAAGGUGAGUGACCACAGGGGGCGACUGGAGUGGGAGCGGAGCCAGCAGUGGCGGGGGUCGCCGCGAGCCCGCAUGAGGCAGCGCGGCUCCGUGCCCAGCGACCCGGACAACACGCCGCGCAAAGCGACCCGGACAACACGCCGCGCAAAGGUGAGUGACCACAGGGGGCGACUGGAGUGGGAGCGGAGCCAGCAGUGGCGGGGGUCGCCGCGAGCCCGCAUGAGGCAGCGCGGCUCCGUGCCCAGCGACCCGGACAACACGCCGCGCAAAGGCAGCGCGGCUCCGUGCCCAGCGACCCGGACAACACGCCGCGCAAAGGUGAGUGACCACAGGGGGCGACUGGAGUGGGAGCGGAGCCAGCAGUGGCGGGGGUCGCCGCGAGCCCGCAUGAGGCAGCGCGGCUCCGUGCCCAGCGACCCGGACAACACGCCGCGCAAAGUCGGCAAAUCACCUAGGACACCUUUAAACAAACGGAAAGAGAACUCCCAUCUCCCGGCACCGACGAACCUCACCAAGUCGCGAUCGCACGAGAGUCAGCUAGCCGGACGACCGGACGAAGCCGGACCCGACGCCAGCGACAGCUCCCUUGCGGAGGCCGCCCCCUCCCACUCGGAAGGAGUGUGCUCGCCGCCGGCCUCCCCCCCCUCCCCGCCCGCCCCCGCGCCGCCCGCGCCCGACCCGCCGCCGCACCACGCCGACUACCGGGCCCUAGACCACGCGCACGGGCCUGCCCGCGACGGCAGCCUCACCGGUUCACUCCCGUACAGCGUGGUCGGCGCCACGCCCCGCUCGCCGCGCACGCCCGUGGGCCGCUGCAUGGCGCACGACAUCGCGCACCGCUUCGCCAAGACCUUCAACAUGAUCGCGACCUGCGACUAUUGUGACAAGCAGAUGCUGUUCGGCUCGGGGCUCAAGUGUAAAGAGUGCAAGUUUAAAUGCCACAGAGAUUGCGAGUCUAAAGUACCUCCGUCGUGCGGUCUACCCGUCGAGCUAGUCCACGCCUUUAGAGACAAAGUUAGCUUCAAAGAGACUCCGUUCGGGCCUAGUCCCCUCCUGCACCUCCUGGCGGCGGGGUCGGCCGGGUCGCCGGGCGCGUCGCGCGGCUCGCUGCUCGGCACCAUGCAGCGCACGCACCGCCACAAGGAGAGGAGGCAGAAACACCCGGGCGACGACUUAUCGAAUUCGUCGUCGUGCAACAGUUCUACGCCAUCAUCUCCGGCGCUAGUGGCGCCCUCUACCCCCCACCACCCCCCGCACGUGCUGCAGCCCGCGCAGCCGCACAAGCCGCAGUUCCACUUCCCAGAAGUGAAGCCUCCCGUGUCGAGUCCGAACCACGUGACGCCCGCGCCGGCGCCUGCUCGAAUAGUCGACUUCAGUUCCGAGGUGGAGGAGAUCGAACCCGAAGAAAUGGCGGAAACGAACGACGUAAUGCAAGACUCGCUCGACGCCAACAACCAGAACCAGCCCGGGCCGUGGCCGAGACAAAAUAGCCUAUCCCUAAAAGAAUGGGACAUCCCCUACGACGAGCUGAUACUCCUGGAUGUGAUCGGGAAAGGCCGCUUCGGCACCGUGUACCGCGGCUGCUGGCACGGCGCCGUCGCGGUCAAACUGCUGCACGUGCAGACCCUGUCCGACCACGCCAUACCUCUAGACACCUUCAAACACGAGGUGGCAACAUUCCGUAAAACCCGUCACGAGAACCUAGUGCUGUUCAUGGGCGCGUGCAUGAAGCCGCCGCGACUCGCGAUCGUGACGUCACUGUGCGGCGGCAUGACGCUACACAUGCACAUCCACCUGCGGAAGGAUAAAUUCAACCCUAACAAGAGUCUUAGUAUAGCGCAGCAGGUCACGCAGGGUAUGGGGUAUUUGCACGCGCGCGGUAUCCUGCACAAGGAUCUUCGGACAAAGAACAUCUUCGUGGAGAACGGACGCGCCAUCAUCACCGACUUUGGACUUUUCAGCGUCACCAAGCUGUGCUUCGGGAACAAUGCUCGCGGCGACAGCUUGGGUAUUCCACCAGGCUGGCUGUGUUACUUGGCACCUGAACUGAUGCGCGCUCUGCGGCCUCACACGUCGCUGCACCUGCCUUUCAGUAAGCAGACCGACGUGUACGCGUUUGGGACCGUAUGGUACGAGCUACUCUGCCUCGACUUCCCUUUCAAAGGGCAGCCUGCUGAAGCGAUCAUCUGGCAGGUCGGCAAGGGCGUCAAGCAGGCGCUCGGGAACAUGUCCUCCACCAAGGACGUCAAGGACAUGUUGAUGAGCUGCUGGGCGUACCAGCCCUCCUCGCGGCCCGACUUCGCGUCCCUGCUCGCAUCGUUCGAGAAACUCCCGCGCAAGCGUCUCGCUCGCUCUCCCUCGCACCCCGUCAACAUGUCCCGCUCGGCCGAGGCCAUCUUCUGAGACUGACGCGCUCGCACGAGGG
Molecule: messenger RNA, 3496 nt
Organism: Cydia amplana
Lineage: Eukaryota; Metazoa; Arthropoda; Insecta; Lepidoptera; Tortricidae
Gene: ksr
Product: kinase suppressor of Ras 2-like
Exons: 23
Coding region: 139-3474 (1111 amino acids)
Biological process (GO): protein phosphorylation; Ras protein signal transduction
Cellular component (GO): cytoplasm
Molecular function (GO): protein kinase activity; ATP binding
Source: RefSeq, a predicted model, not a curated record